UAGCGUCGCCCGCCUUUUGUAGUUUUGUUGUGCUUCCCCAAAAUUCUCAGUUCGCCGCCAAUGUCCGCCGCCUACGCCCGCCCCAAUCCCAAAUCCCGCUCGCAAAAACCUAGUUUCAGAAAGCGCUGCCUGCUGAUGGCGAAGCAGCAGAAGACUCGGUUCUACAUCCUCGGACGCUGCAUCUCCAUGCUCCUCUGUUGGCACGACCACUCCAUUUCAGAUUAAUUUCUCCAUCGAUCGAUCGAGCUCCAGCUCCCGCUGUUGAAUUCGGUGGUCAGUGCGUCGUCCGCCGGUCGAAAAUCGAGGCCAUCGACCGUUUUCUUCCUCGUCGAUUUUGAGAGUCUCGCGAUGCGGAAGGAAUCAAAGAGCUGUGAUCGGAAACUGGAACUGCUGGAUUCUGAUAUUGCCAUCUACAGGUCGCCGUGCGGCUGCUGGAGCAGAAGUACGCUUUCGUGGAUACAGAAUCACAGUGGGAGAAAUUGAAAGGAGAAAUUGAAAAACUGGAAUUCGUGAUACAAGACUUGAAAUUGGCAAUAUUUAUUUAUCAGUAGAGAUAAAAAUUGUAAUUAGGACGAUGCUUGGAACAAGUACUAUAGCCUUAAAUCAAUGCAAGGAAAACUCCUUACAUUUGUAAAUCGGAGGGUACUUACAAUAACAUAUUGGGGAUUCUAAAUCUCAACACAAUUGGGAUGUCCAAUUUGGUUGGAUCAGUUUUAGAAUUCUUAGUCAUAAGGGUGUUUGUUGUCUUAGACUUGAAUCAGCUUGAUCAAAGUGAAUGGAGGACAAACUAGUAGGUGUUUCAAAAACAUGUCUUAAUUUGAUUAGAUAAAAAGUUUUCCUUCACUUAACCUCACCUCUCCUCUGUUUCUGCCCAACCAUAUUUCUAAGUUUUUAGGGCAUGCUCCUGUUACAUUU
This is a messenger RNA of Rubroshorea leprosula, 915 nucleotides long. The record is from the annotation of a GenBank genome assembly. NCBI's taxonomy places the organism in Eukaryota, Viridiplantae, Streptophyta, Magnoliopsida, Malvales, Dipterocarpaceae.